Molecule: messenger RNA, 1255 nt
Organism: Schistocerca americana (American grasshopper)
Lineage: Eukaryota; Metazoa; Arthropoda; Insecta; Orthoptera; Acrididae
Product: pancreas transcription factor 1 subunit alpha-like
Exons: 4
Biological process (GO): developmental process; regulation of transcription by RNA polymerase II
Molecular function (GO): DNA-binding transcription factor activity, RNA polymerase II-specific; protein dimerization activity; RNA polymerase II transcription regulatory region sequence-specific DNA binding
Source: RefSeq, a predicted model, not a curated record
UGCCCCCAGCAGCAGGUGCAGCAGCGGCAGGCGGCCAACCUGCGCGAGCGGAGGCGGAUGCAGAGCAUCAACGACGCGUUCGAAGGGCUGCGCGCGCACAUCCCCACCCUGCCCUACGAGAAGCGGCUGUCCAAGGUGGACACGCUGAAGUUGGCCAUCGGCUACAUCAACUUCCUGAGCGAGUUGGUGGCGUCGGACCGUGCGGGGGCGGCAGGAGGCGUCGGCGGCGGCGCCGGGGGUGGACUCGGCGGUGGCGGGUUGCGCGGCGUGGGCCACGGCCCGCUGCGCGAUCAGCCCAAGAAGGUCAUCCUCAGGGGAGGCUUCGGCUGCCCGUUCACGGCGCAUUCACUAUCGUGGUCGAGCAGCCGGUCGGAGCGCACGCCCACCGCCGCCGGGCUGAUGUUCGCCAAGGUGUGGACCCCAGAGGACCCCAGGGCUGCCAGCAAGGCCGCCUCGGCUGUGCCAGCCGGCGACGCCCCCACGCCGGCGCCGCAGCGCUUCUGACACCAGGUCGUGGUUUCACACAUCCUCUGACUGAAUUACGGAGUGAAUCCUCGCGUCGCUGUGCAGUGCGGACUUGUUGUGUCACAACAGGCUGGGAGAUCACUGCAGAGACUGAAAGAAGUGGUCGAGUGCACACGCCAUCGGCAGUGUCGUUCACGGCCGUGGAUUCAGCUCAAGUUAGCCCUGUGAGGGACAGCGCGCAUGCUGUUUCGGUAUACCGUCAUCAUAAAUUGUUCAGCUCUCUGUGUAAUGGAAGGGAUGUACCAAAGGAGAAAUGUUACAAAGGUCUUAUUGUGGCAGUGAAUGGCUAGCAGCCAGUGAAGAGAGAGAAGCAUCGUCUACAAACACUGAAAUCUCUAGUCACACGUACCUACAAAUUACCUAGUAUGUUUUGCUGCGUGAUCUGGCGUGUUCAGAAUUCAUUGUCUCCACUAGCUUGUUACUGAGCGGUCCCUAGAGUGGCUGACACAAAGAGUUUCCACAUCUACAUCCAUAUUCCAUGUACCACAUUAUAGUGUAUGAUGGAGGGUACUUUUAUUGCCGCUAUUAUUUCGCACCCUUUGCUCUUCCGUUCGCGAACGCCGCGUGGGAAGAAUGAUUGUCAGUAACCUUUCUGUAUGUCCUUUUUAUUAGUAUUGAGACUUUCCCCGUGUAUUUCUUAACUGUAAACUACUUUCAAUACGGUCAUAUUCAUGCAUUUGUCCAAGCCAGCGACCUUAUCGCAGUGGUAAUACCGGUCAGAUCACCGAUG